GGCCCUGGCAAUGCCCACGGGUAGGACAGCAAGAAAAGGAAGGGAAGCCUGUUUGCUAUUUGCUUGGUCGCCCCUCCUCCGCACUUGUCUCCUCUGGCUUCUCAGCCCCUUGCUGCCUGCCUGUCCCUCUGGGCUUCUGGGGCGCCACCACUACUGUCCCCAACCCUCUUCGCCAGACGGAUCUAAAGACAGCUUGGCUCACGGGUCUGCCACCAGCCCACGGCUUGCGCGAGGCUAUAAAACCUGCCAGUGCAGGAGGAGGCCCAGUGCUGCCCUGAGUCGUCCGGCCUGAGCACGCAGAGAUGACCCGAGCUGCAGAGCGAAGCCAAGCGGCUACAGGCUGGGGGCUGCGCGGCGCCCUGGUGGCCGUGGCGCUGCUGUCUGCGCUGAAUGCUGCAGGCACGGUGUUCGUGCUGUGCCAGUGGCGCGGGCUGAGCGCGGCGCUGCGGGCGCUGGAGGCGCAAAGCGGCCGGGAGCAGCGCGAAGACAGCGCCCUACGCGCUUUUCUGGCCGAACUGAGUCGUGCACCAGGCCGGGUCCCCGAACCACCCCAGGACCCCAUGAGCGCAGCGCGCAACAAGCGCAGCCACAGCGGGGAGCAUGCGUCACACAUCCGCGCUGAGAGCCAGGACAUGAUGAUGAUGAUGACCUACUCCAUGGUGCCGAUUCGGGUGAUGAUAGACCUGUGCAACAGCACCCAGGGCAUCUGCCUUACAGGACCACCGGGCCCACCAGGGCCUCCAGGAGCUGGUGGGUUACCAGGCCACAACGGAUCAGACGGACAGCCCGGUCUCCAGGGCCCAAAAGGCGAAAAAGGAGCAAUUGGCAAGAGAGGAAAAAUGGGGUUACCUGGAGCCACAGGAAAUCCAGGGGAAAAGGGAGAAAAGGGAGAUGCUGGUGAACUGGGCCUACCUGGAAAUGAGGGCCCACCAGGGCAGAAAGGUGACAAGGGAGACAAAGGAGACGUGUCCAAUGAUGUGCUUUUGACAGGUGCCAAAGGUGACCAAGGUCCCCCUGGCCCCCCUGGUCCCCCUGGACCUCCAGGCCCUCCAGGAAGCAGAAGAUCCAAAGGCCCUCGGCAGCCAAAUGUGUUCAACAGCCAGUGUCCAGGGGAGACGUGUGUCAUACCCAAUGAUGACACCUUGGUGGGAAGAGCUGACGAGAAAGUAAAUGAGCACCGUUCUCCACAAACAGAAUCCAUGAUCGCUUCCAUUGGCAAACCAACCCAAGUCCUAAAAGUGAGAGAGACUUUUGGGACUUGGAUAAGGGAGUCUGCUAACAAAAGUGAUGACCGCAUUUGGGUGACUGAACAUUUCUCAGGCAUCAUGGUGAAAGAGUUCAAAGAUCUGCCGGCGCUCCUCAAUAGCAGUUUCACCCUCCUUCACCUCCCUCAUUAUUUCCAUGGCUGUGGGCACGCCGUUUACAACAACUCUCUCUACUACCACAAAGGAGGCUCCAACACCAUAGUGAGAUUUGAAUUUGGGAAAGAAACACCUCAAACUCUGAAGCUUGAAAAUGCUUUGUAUUUUGAUCGAAAAUACCUCUUUGCAAAUUCCAAGACUUACUUCAACAUAGCAGUGGAUGAGAAGGGCCUCUGGAUUAUCUACGCCUCAAGUGCGGAUGGUUCAAGCAUCCUCGUAGCUCAGCUGGAUGAGAGGACCUUCUCUGUGGGGCAGCACAUCAACACCACAUACCCCAAAUCCAAGGCUGGCAAUGCCUUCAUAGCUCAAGGAAUCCUCUACGUCACAGACACCAGAGAUACGAGGAUCACUUUUGCCUUUGAUUUGUUAGGAGGAAAACAGAUCAAUGCAAACUUUGAUUUCAGAAUGUCACAGUCUGUCCUUGCCAUGCUGUCAUACAAUAUGAGAGAUCAGCACUUAUACUCGUGGGAAGAUGGCCAUCUGAUGCUCUAUCCUGUGCAGUUUUUGUCAGCGGCAUCGAGCCGGCGAUAGGCUUGCUGUCUGCUCCCUCAUUAUAUGCCACGUGUUUUCUGGGGUUUGUUCAAACCCAGCAGAAAGCUAGCCUGUAAAGGAUUUCUAGAUACUCGGGGCACAAACCCAUGCCACAGUCUCUUGUGCCAGCAUUGAGUCCCCUUUAAGCCAGGUUGUUUAAAUGACUACAGAUCGGAAGUGGAAAUGGAUGAGAUCUGGUGACCCUUGGUCCCUCCUCAAACUCAGCAAGUUAGCUCUGCCCCCUGUCCUCAGUGUCCCCAUCGGUCAUAUGAAACAUCUGAGUGCGACUGGCCACAUUCCCUCUACCUAUAUGAAGUUCUGUGAUUCUUGCCUGGUUACAUAUCAGGCUGCUUUCUGGUUUCUUAUUUUUUUUCUUCACAUGUAAACGAUUUUACCUGCAGCUUGAGGGGUAUGUGCCUAUCAGUGAUAGUGUACAUUUAUUUGGUAUUUAGGGAGGAUCCACAGGCUCUUAUGGCUUCUAAGGUAUUAUAUUAUCCAUAAUUUGUUAUAUUUCUCUGAAUAAGCACCUGCCACUAUAGAAUGAUUAUUGUUUUCAGCUCUAAGUACAGACCCAAGAUUCAUAAAGACCAUGAAUAGAUACAGGCUCGGGACUCUAAAUAAAACUGCGUCAGGCCCGUCUAGAUGCCUGUCAGUUUCUGAUCAUGCCCCUUUGCUGCUGGGGAUCAUACACACAAAAUCUUCAGUGCGUGGUCCCUUUUGCCAAGGCCACGGGAUUGUUAUCACAGUAUCAAACCUUAAUUGGCCAAUCAUCUGGUUAGAAGCAUGGAAACGUGACGGUUUUUCCAAACGGGCACCAUCUGCACUUCCUGUCUAGAAUAAGGGAAGGCAACAGGGUCGAAGGCUGAGGCCAGCUUACCCCCAUUCCUGUACCACCGCAUCCCUACACCUAAGAGCCAUGCCUCAGACCAUGGCAUGGAAGCAGAGCAGCUCUGUCAAUCCAAACCCUAGUCCUGCAGAAAGGAACAAUGCUGGCCUUUAAUCUGAGGACACAAAAUGAGUCAGAUUCUCAGAAGAGCUUGCUUCCUGGGUCUUUUUAGGUUUUCUUGAGCCUUGGCAGAGGGGGCAGCUAAGGGCAGCAUCAAAUGGAACAAGAGACCUCCAGCUGUGGAGGUGUUCUCUCCCAAAUGGUUCACAAGGUUGGAUCUUGGAUGGUAAGAAUCUGGUUUAAUUGGCUCCUACAAGACCUUAAAUAACCGUGUUCUCUGCCAACUCCUUCUGCCUGGCACUGAGUUCCAGGCAGGCCUAUGCCGCUUCAAGAGGGAGCUGGGAAUUUCAUCACCCCCCUGAAGAUCAGAAGAGAAACUACAGAAACUGUUUGGGAAAGACUGACCAGCAAUUCCAAACCCAUUCUCAGUGGGCCUGUCUGUGACCUGGUUUAAUCUUUAUAACAGAAGCAUCUUAAGACUUGUGGUGUGCAUUUUAACUGUUUAAAUGUCCCUGCCCUCUGCAAUCACCCAGGCAGCUGUUGCUGGUGCACCUGUUGAGUUCUCAAAAGCUUCCCCACUUCUUGAUUAGAUUGAUUAUACAGAUUGUCAGCACAGCUUUUAAAGAUAUUCUCUCAGAUUCGUUUGUCACAAUGUAGAGUUCUAAUGUUUUAUUAGUGUAUCUACUGAAUGGUCUUGUUCUUUUAAAGUAUUCAAAUAUGUGGUUCUGUUUCUGAGUACAGUAUAAUUUCAUUUAUUAUUACUUAGUAGCAUUGUUGAGAACAGAUACAAUACUAAUUGUACAUGUAAGCAAAAUACUUUAUUGAAUUAGCUCACACAGUUUUGAUAUCUGAACUAUCAAAUGUCUUAGCUUUCCUUUCCUUUCCUUUCUCCCACCGUCCCUCUCUCCACCCCCUUUCUCUCUCUCUCCCUCUCCCUCCCCCUUCUUUCUUUCUUUCUUUCUUUCUUUCUUAUUUUCUUUCUUUCUUUCUUAUUUUCUUUCUUUCUUUCUUAUUUUCUUUCUUUCUUAUUUUCUUUCUUUCUUUCUUAUUUUCUUUCUUAUUUUCUUUCUUUCUUUCUUAUUUUCUUUCUUUCUUCUUUCUCUUUCUUUCUUUCUUUCUUUCUUCCUUUCUUUCUUUCUUUCUUUCUUUCUUUCUUUCUUUCUUUCUUUCUUUCUUUCUUUCUUUCUUUCUUUCUUUCUUUCUUUCUUUCUUUCUUUCUGUGUUUGCCCAGACUGAUCACAGACUCCCGCUGCAGCUUCCUGUGUGCUGGGACCACAGACACAGUGGCUCUUUGGCUCUCUUAAUUGUGUGUAAGGAAUCAUACAUACACUCACUAUUAGAGAAACUCAUCUGAAGAUUUUUGUUUCUUUCCAUGACUGUUUCUUUCUUUCUUUUGUUAUGGUGUAGUGGGAUUAGAACAAGUAAGAUCUACUGAUGUUUAAAGAGUUUAUCUUUACAGAAGGAAAGGAAUUCAGGUUUUAUUUCUUUUCUUGCAAACAGUACUUCAUUCUAUAUCACUCAACAUGGUGUUUCAGGCUCACUGCUAAAAUAGUGUGCACAACCUUGUAUUUUUAAAUGAAGAUAUUAAUCAUCCCUGCUGUCACUUGUAGCCAGGUUGUUCUAAAAGCACUUCUCUGUAUGAAACCAAGUCAUUCUCCAAUUCUUCUGAUACCGUUACACUAGAAAUCACACCUUCCAGCUUCAAAGGUAGGCCAGACUCAAUAUUCCAAAGCAUUUCUUUUAACUAAUACAGAGUCCAACUAAGGAUGCAGAGGUGGCUCUGGCCUCAGUAUAUCAGGAGGCAGAGGUGAUGGACAGAGAAAGUGGUCCAGGCUGAAGAUUUUGAAUCAGUUCUGGUCUUGGGUUCAUUCGGUGUCUUUUUACCUUCAUAAUGAGACAAGAUGAAAUGACAAAUGAGAAAGCGCAACUCUUGAAAAGUCAUCCAUCAUCCUCUGGGCGUAGCAAGUAACUUAACUUGGGCAUUGCCUGUCUGGUGUUGCGCUACCUGAAGGAGAAGUGGAGGGGGGAGUUCCUCAGUUUUCAUCAGCGCUGUGGCCUGUUUAUCAUAUAAUCUCCCAUCGGUAACCACAGAUUCUAAAUGACCAACAAAUAAUAGUUGUAAGUAUUAAAAUAAAAUUAUCCUAAAUAUAA
This is a messenger RNA of Apodemus sylvaticus (European woodmouse), 5049 nucleotides long. RefSeq names its product gliomedin (gene Gldn). The record is from RefSeq and is a predicted model, not a curated record. Gene Ontology annotation, cellular component: cell surface. Gene Ontology annotation, biological process: signal transduction. Lineage: Eukaryota; Metazoa; Chordata; Mammalia; Rodentia; Muridae. The transcript is spliced from 10 exons. Bases 303 to 1952 code for a protein of 549 amino acids.